Messenger RNA from Varanus komodoensis (Komodo dragon), 4810 nucleotides. It is a transcript of the gene UBE3C, whose product is annotated as ubiquitin protein ligase E3C. Bases 67 to 3318 code for a protein of 1083 amino acids. Gene Ontology annotation, molecular function: protein binding; ubiquitin protein ligase activity. The transcript is spliced from 24 exons. Gene Ontology annotation, biological process: ubiquitin-dependent protein catabolic process; protein polyubiquitination. The record is from RefSeq and is a predicted model, not a curated record. Lineage: Eukaryota; Metazoa; Chordata; Lepidosauria; Squamata; Varanidae.
GCCCCCCCGGACGCUGCCAUUCCGGAGGCCGGGGCUGCUCUCUAGAUGGGAGGAUAAGCUGUAACUAUGUUCAGCUUUGAAGGGGAAUUCAAGACCAGGCCCAAGGUGUCCCUCGGAGGAGCCAGCAAGAAGGAGGAAAAGGCAUCACUUUUGCAUCGUACACAGGAGGAGAGACGGAAACGAGAGGAAGAAAGGAGAAGGCUGAAAAAUGCAGUAAUCAUCCAGUCCUUUGUUCGAGGGUACAGGGACAGAAAACACCAAUAUUCCAUUCAGAGGAGUGAAUUUGAUCACUAUGCUAACUUAGCACAAUCUGGAGGAAAUUUCUCCACUGCCAACGGAGCAAAUCUGACUCUCCUAGUUCGUCAGCUUCUGUUUUUCUAUAGACAUAAUGAGGAUUCCAAACGUUUGAUUUGGAUAUGUCAAAACCUGAUUAAACAAAAUUCUCAGUUUGUGAAGCAGCUUGAUGGCCCUGACAGACUUACAUGCCUGUUCCAGAUAAAAAGGCUCUUGGGCCUGUGUUGCAGGUUGCUGCAAAACUGCAAUGAUGACAGUCUGAAUGUUGCACUUCCUAUGAGGAUGCUUGAAGUAUUUUCAUCUGAGAAUACCUAUUUGCCUGCUUUACAAGAUGCUAAUCGUGUAGUAUCAAUAAUUGAACAAAUCUUGCACUACGUAAUUCAAAAAGGCUACUACAGGUCUCUUUAUCUGCUAAUAAAUAACAAGCUUCCCGCAAGUAUUGAGUAUUCAGAUGUCUCUCGGGUUCCUAUUGCAAAAAUAUUGUUAGAGAAUGUUCUGAAGCCAUUGCACUUUACUUAUAGAUCCUGCCCUGAAGAUGCCAGGCAACAGAUUUUUGCUGCUUUUACAGAAGAGUUCCUGGCAGCACCUUUUACAGACCAGAUAUUCCAUUUCAUCAUUCCAGCGCUUGCAGAUGUGCAAACUUGUUUCCCUUAUGAACUCUUUCUGAAUGCACUAUUAUUAACAGAAAGCAGGCGUUCGAGGAAAAGUGAGAGAGCUCCUUGGCUUUUUUACUUUGUUCUAACAGUUGGUGAAACGUAUUUAGGAUCUCUUUCAGAAGAAGGGCUACUUGUGUAUUUGCGGGUACUCCAGACAUUUCUUUCUCAGUUACCUGUAUCUACAUCAGGUACAGAUUGUCAAGAUUCAAACAGUGACUCUGAAGAUGAAGAAAUCAGUAAGAUGACUUCCAUGCCUGGAGAUGGAAGAAUAUCAGUCCAAUAUAUAACUGAAGAGUGUCUUUCAAAGCUAGAUACAAAACAACAGACAAAUACUCUACUAAAUAUGGUCUGGAGAGAUUCUGCUAGUGAAGAAGUCUUCACACUGAUGGCUUCUAUCUGCCACACACUGAUGGUGCAGCACCGGAUGAUGGUGCCCAAAGUCAGGCUUCUGUAUAGCUUAGCUUUUAAUGCCAGGUUCCUGAGGCAUCUUUGGUAUUUAAUCUCCUCAAUGACAACACGAAUGAUUACUGGGUCAAUGGUGCCCCUCCUUCAGGUGAUAUCACGUGGCUCACCUAUGUCUUUAGAAGACUCUAGUCGGAUCAUCCCUCUCUUUUACCUUUUUAGCUCUUUGUUUAGUCAUUCACUUAUUUCUAUACAUGAUAAUGAAUUCUUUGGUGAUCCUAGUAUAGAAGUUGUAGGUCAAAGACAAUCAUCAAUGAUGCCUUUUACAUUAGAAGAACUGGUAAUAUUAUCACGUUGCCUUCGAGAUGCUUGCUUAGGAAUUAUUAAGUUGGCAUAUCCAGAAACGAAGCCAGAGGUUCGUGAAGAAUACAUUGCAGCAUUUAGAAGUGUUGGUGUUACCACAAAUACAGAAAUGCAACAGUGUAUCCAAACUGAACAGAAACGGUGGAUUCAGCUCUUUAAGGUAAUUACUAAUUUAGUGAAAAUGUUGAAAUCUAGAGAUACAAGGAGGAAUUUCUGUCCACCUAAUCAUUGGCUAUCAGAACAAGAAAAUAUUAAAGCAGACAAGGUUACACAACUUUAUGUGCCAUCAGCCAGACAUGUAUGGAGAGUGCGUAGAAUGGGAAGAAUAGGACCAUUGCAGUCUACCUUGGAUGUGGGCUUGGAUCCAGCACCUCUUUCUGUAUCUGAGGAACGGCAGCUUGCAAUAUUGACUGAACUACCUUUUGUGGUUCCUUUUGAAGAAAGAGUAAAGAUCUUUCAAAGGCUUAUCUAUGCUGACAAACAGGAGGUUCAAGGAGAAGGCCCAUUUCUGGAUGGAAUUAACGUCACUAUCCGAAGAAAUUAUAUUUAUGAAGAUGCCUAUGACAAACUGUCCCCUGAAAAUGAGCCUGAUUUGAAAAAAAGAAUUCGUGUUCAUUUACUUAAUGCCCACGGUCUAGAUGAGGCUGGUAUUGAUGGAGGUGGAAUAUUCCGAGAAUUUCUGAAUGAACUACUUAAAUCAGGAUUUAACCCUAACCAGGGAUUUUUUAAGACCACUAAUGAAGGACUGCUUUAUCCUAAUCCUGCUGCACAGAUGCUUGUUGGAGAUUCGUAUGCAAGGCACUACUAUUUCCUUGGGAGGAUGCUUGGAAAGGCAUUAUAUGAAAACAUGCUUGUUGAGCUUCCGUUCGCCAGUUUUUUCCUCUCGAAGUUGCUGGGGACAAGUGCAGAUGUAGACAUCCAUCACUUGGCUUCCUUAGAUCCUGAAAUGUACAAAAACCUGCUUUUCCUGAAGAGCUAUGAAGGGGAUGUUGAAGAACUUGGGCUGAACUUUACUGUGGUGAAUAACGACUUGGGAGAGGCACAAGUAGUUGAACUGAAGCCUGGUGGAAAGGAUAUUCCUGUCACUAGCGCUAACCGGAUUGCCUACAUCCAUCUUGUGGCAGACUAUAGGUUAAACAAGCAGAUCAGGCAGCACUGCCUAGCGUUUAGACAGGGACUUGCCAAUGUUGUUAAUCUGGAAUGGCUUAGAAUGUUUGAUCAGCAAGAAAUUCAGGUUUUGAUUUCAGGUGCACAGGUUCCUAUUAAUCUAGAUGACCUUAAAACUUUCACAAACUAUUCAGGUGGCUAUUCUGCAGAUCAUCCAGUAAUCAAAAUCUUUUGGAGAGUUGUAGAAAGCUUUGCUGAUGAUGAAAAGCGUAAAUUACUCAAGUUUGUGACAAGCUGCUCACGCCCUCCACUUCUGGGGUUUAAGGAAUUAUAUCCUGCUUUUUGCAUACACAAUGGAGGCUCCGAUUUAGAGCGGCUACCCACUGCCAGUACCUGCAUGAAUUUAUUGAAACUUCCAGAAUUUUAUGAUGAAAACCUAAUGCGGAGUAAACUUCUUUAUGCCAUUGAGUGUGCUGCUGGAUUUGAGCUGAGCUGAGCUGAGCUGAAGUUUUAAUCAAAUACUCUGUUGAAGGACUAAUUGGUGCCUACUCAUAAGCAACACCUAUACCAAGAAGCUUAAGGGAAUUCCAUGUAGGUUUCUGCAGUUCAUAUCUCCUAUUGAAUACUCUCAAGUAGGUUUCAGUUUUAAAGCAAGAUGUUAGUUUGCUGUCAUUCGUUAGCAUUUAACUACAUUGAUGCUACUUGGUUCUGAUUCAGAGUAAGGAUUGCUGUGUGCAAUUUGGUAGGCUUUCAGAGAAAGAGUGUAUUUGAGCACAGUAACAUCUUUGUGAAAAUAACCAAAGAUGAAGCUUUGGCUUCUUGUUGUUCAAAUAUAAACAAUUCCGCAAGCUGGCAAUAAAGCGACAUACAAAGCAGCCCAUGGAGAAGAAACAGGGUGAUGUCCGUGGAGAGGAGGCAAACAAUCUGCAAGUGUCUUGGACCUGAGAGGCUAAAAUAUGGUUAGGAAAAGGGGCAGAAACUGUUUACAAAUCUUUCUGCGUCUGCAAGUUAUUGCAACUGGGGAAAAUGUAUUUUUAUUACCAUGGUAGUAAAUGGUAGGCAUUGAGAGAGAAAUGUAUUUCAUCUGUGUUGUGUUGUGUUUCAAAAAGAAACAAAAACCUUCAUUAAAUCUGAAUGGACAAUGCCUUUUCUUUAGUUACUACCUUAACCAGUGUCAUGAUCAAUCAAACUAACACGCCAUGGUUUUUCCUCUGCUUUGUUAUAUUUUCUCCUUCAUGACUGUAGUCUUUGUUUAUGCAUCCCACUUCUUUUGCAUAUAGGAUACAUAUAAUAGUUGUGACUUUGGAAAAGACAUACCUGUAACAGCAAUUAAAAUAAAUUUGAACAGAAGCAUUAGGCUUUAUCUUUUAUAUCUGAAAGCUUGUGGGUGUUCAUGUACCCUUUUUAGCUUUCUUCACCUGGAAUAACUAUGCUUGCUGUAAAAACUGGACUGUCCUUUGUUAUUUGUCAUGAAUUAGCAACUAUGAAUCCAUUUGCUUAGCACCAUCUGCUUGGACACAGGGAAGCGGAGUGUGUCACUAGACGAUAUUUAAGGGAAACGUUCGUUUCAUGUGAAAAGUGGUGGUUAAGAAUGGUCACAGCACUGGGUCAGCAUUUGUUUUCAUGUGCAAUUCUCACUAAAUUAUUUUUAUAAUAUAAUUGGAACCUAAAUCAUUAACAGGUGGAAUCAAGUACAUCCUUUAUCAUCAGUUAAAAAAGAUGUGAGUACUUUACAAUUGUGGGCCACUCCAUCAGCGGUCCUCAAGAUUGAAAACUAUUUUACUGCUGGAGAAGCUCCUGAAUUUCAUAUUUAACUAGCAGUAAACAGCAAUAUAUUUUAAAUGUGCAGAAGAGCUCUGAGUGAUUUUAUGAUGUUUACUAGUGUUAGUACAAAAAUGUAUAAUUUCAUGAUUUGGAUAAGAAAUGAAGUGUUAAAAAUACUAUUUGUAGUCUCCAUGUACAGAAAUAAAACAAUUGUUUUCUUUUUA